Molecule: messenger RNA, 1620 nt
Organism: Vollenhovia emeryi
Lineage: Eukaryota; Metazoa; Arthropoda; Insecta; Hymenoptera; Formicidae
Exons: 2
Coding region: 139-1422 (427 amino acids)
Source: RefSeq, a predicted model, not a curated record
CACCUACACGACGGGAGGAUAAACUUGUCCUUCUAGCGUGCGUAUAUAAGGCGAUAACGCUGACGAACGGAUACAACAGUGCCAGACAAUUCGGCCACGAGACGUAAUAACGAUUAUUAUCCGGCGUGGUGUGUGUUUAUGAGGGCGAGGGAUUUGAUUAGCAUGAUUGCGAGUUUGGUGAUGGCCGCGCUGUUAGCCGGCAAUGGCGCGUCAUCAGCGAGGACGGCACACAUGACGGUCUCUAAGAUGAGAAUGGCCGAUCUCGAGACCUCCGCAAGCGGGUACGCGUACAAUCAGCAGGGGGGUCUUCCGGCCUCGUACACGCGGUAUACCAAUCACGGAAGCGGACGUUACUACCAUGCACCGGCGCCAGUGCAUUACAUCGUCGGCAGUCCUGCACCUGUUGCGCCCGCCGUUUCUGAAACUGCGUCGUCGCACGAACCCGUUCUGCUCGCGUAUGCGACUGCAAAGCACGAAAUUGCACCGUACGUAGCGCGCCAGCCUUACCCGCGCGAUGGAUUCAUUAAUUAUGGCGUGGGCCAAUUAGCGAAAUACGCGCAACCGCUUGAGCCGCCCAAACUAGCUGCACGUGCGCCGUAUUACGUACCUGAUGUAUUUGAACCACGCGAAGCGGAUAAAAAUAUCGAUGAAAGGAGCGACGAGGAUGAUGAGGACGAUUAUGACGACGAUGAGGACGGUGAUGAAAAAGAGGAUAAAGAUCGUGCCUCUGAGAAUCGCGAAAAAGCCGUCGAUUUUGUAGUAACCCAUCCUAUUCACGGCCUCGACAACUCUCGUUCAGAUAUCGACGUUUCGUUUGAACACGGUGAAAAGUAUUCGGCCGCACAGAAUUCCGCUCAUGGAGAAAAGGGUGACAAAGGGUACAACAAACAAGUGGAAUUUGACGUGGGUGAACGCGGACAGCACGCUAAAAGCAGCCAGCAAGAACAUUACGAUACUGAAACUGGGCGCGAAAAAGGGCGCAGCGACAUAGCCGGAAAUUAUGGACGCUACGAUGAAACUGAGAGUGGUAAAAAGGGUAGCAGCUAUGGGCGGACAUCGUACCACAAAAAGGGACAAAAGACCAGCGGCUUUCAUAAAGUCUACCACAAGGAUGAAUAUAAAAAACAUACCGAUUUCUAUGAUGAGAACCACAAGAAAGGUUAUUUCGACAAGUACUUGGUUGCUGACGAGGACCACAAAGCGGCCGAGGGCAAUUUCAAGAAAGGUGGACAUCAUGAGUCCGGAUUUGAUGAUGAAAAUAGUGGGAAAAAGGGAUUUUAUGACGAAGGGCGAAUACAGAACCGUGAUAAGGGCUAUAAUAAGGAAAAGGGUGAAAAUUCUUUUCACAAUAAUUAUAAAAAUUAUGGCUCCGACGAAGACGCGCGUUUAAGUAAGAAACACGGGUACGACAAAGUUGAUUGACAUUAAUUGAUUUGCUGAAUAUGUAUUCUUUAAUCCUAAUAUAAUUUUGUCUGCUGCUGUUUUAUAUUUAUAUUGUUAUUUAUAUCAUGUAACGAAAGGAAAUAUAAUUACAUUUUUAUGAUGCAGGCUUUUACUCUGGGCAUAUUGAACACAUAACAUUAUUUAAGAAUUAUUAUUAAUGUUUUAUAUUGAAUUGCA